GUAUUUGUUUUCAUGUGCUGCCUGAUGCCACCCUGCAGCAGCAACAGCAGCUCGACUUAGCUUAGUAGUUUACACCAAAAAUGUCUCUGAAGACAGUUGGCACAGCUUUAACGCGCACAAUAUGGAUCAGAGGAAACAGGACCCCUCCGGUAGCCAGGUCUCCUAAAGCUAACAGACUGUCCACCACAUGCAGCGUGUCUGGAAAAGGAAAACAGGGCCACGACAAAACAAAAGAACAAAGUUGCGUUGCGGAUUCAGACAGGCCGAGUGGGGCCGUCCCUUCACGCACAGACUCCCCCCACAGAGGCGCGUCCGGCGGCUGCAAAAACACCGAUGAACCCGUGGGUCCUCCCGGUGUCACUGGUAGGAGAGGACGGUCCUACUUCUCCACCGCUCCUCCCGUGGACCAGAAGUCUUACCUGUGGGCUCGUUACAAUGAAAUGAAACGGCUGGUUAACGACCUGAUACCGCCGGGUGCAUGUAACCUCCUGAACUCUUCUGCCAUCUAUGCCAACAAUGAGGUCAACCUGGCUGAAGUCGACAUCUAUGGCUUUGACUAUGACUACACGCUGGCCCUUUACUCAAACGCACUCAACACAAUGAUCUACAAUGCUGCAAAAGGCUUCCUCAUUGAGCAUUUCAGGUAUCCUGAAGGCAUCCUUAAAUAUGAUUAUAUUCCAAACUUUGCUGUGCGAGGACUUCACUAUGACAUUCAAAAGGGUCUUCUGAUGAAAAUAGAUGCCUUUCAUUACAUUCAGCCCGGGACAGUGUAUCGUGGCCUGAACCCAUUGCCAGAUGAAGAGGUACUUGAGCUUUAUGGAGGGACUUAUCAUGUCCCUCUGGAGCAGGACAGCGGCUUCUAUGGAAAGGGACCAAAGGUGAAGCAGUUCAUGGACAUCUUCUCCAUCCCAGAGAUGACUCUUUUGGCUGUUGCAAAUGACUUUUUCAUCACAAACGACAUCGAAUACGACCCAGUUCACCUCUUCAAGGAUGUCUCGGAAGCAAUUGGCAUGGUUCACCUAAAAGGUUACAUGUAUAAAUGGGUCGUGCAAGAUUUGGAUAAAUACAUUCUAAGAGGAGAGGAGACACAUGCUGUUUUGCAUAAAUUGGUCAGCAGUGGAAAGAAAUUGUUCCUCAUUACCAACAGUCCCUUCAGCUUUGUGGAUAAAGGGAUGACUCACAUGGUUGGAGAAAAAUGGAGAGACUUUUUCGAUGUUGUUAUUGUACAGGCAGACAAGCCUCACUUCUUUACUGACUGUAUCAAGCCAUUUAGACGCUUGGAUACUAAAGGUGAUCUCUGCUGGGAAAAGAUAAAGAGUUUGGACAAGGGGCAAAUAUACAAACAGGGAAACCUCUUUGACUUUCUUAGACUGACAGGCUGGCGAGGCUCAAAGGUUCUUUACUUUGGAGACCAUCUUUAUAGUGACUUGGCUGACUUGAUGUUGCGACAUGGCUGGCGUACAGCAGCCAUUGUGCCUGAGCUGGAGCAUGAAACCAAGAUGGUGAGCACAGGACGCUACGCUCUGAACCUCACCUGGCUGCAGGCUCUAACCGGUCUGAUGGAACGCCUCCAGACUCAUCGUGACCCAGAGUCACAACAAGUUUUUCUGGAAUGGCAGAAGGAGAGAGAAGAACUCAGGAUCAUGACAAAGAACCUGUUCAACCCUCAGUUUGGUAGCAUCUUCAGAACAUGUCACAACCCCACCUACUUCUCCAGACGUCUUUGUCGUUUCUCUGACAUCUACAUGACGUCCCUCAGCUGUCUGUUGAACUAUGACCUCUCCUACACCUUCUACCCCCGACGCACCCCUCUGCAACACGAGGCUCCUCUGUGGAUGGACCAGCUCUGCACAGGCUGCAUGAAAACACCUUUUCUGGAGGAGAUGUCUCACAUAAGAUGAGAGAUUCAUAUACCACCGGGACUAACAGAACAUUGUAUUUUAGACCUGGUGAAUACUUGAAAUAGCCUGAAGAUUUCUUUCAGAUCGCCGGGUUUCUUCUUAGCCAAAAAAUAUACUGCACAAUUUUUUUCACAGGGUAAAGCAAUACUGUCCCUCAGUGAUUCACUUACACUGUGAAUUCACUAGAGGGUGCUGUAAAUUUAGCUACUGUUCAGAGAAGCAUGUACAUUUACUCAAACGUGGUACAAACUGGAAGACACACUUCACCUGCAUUGUUACGAAAAUGUUGAGGAAUACUGGGCUGCUGACGCACAAUUAUAAUAAAGAACUGAAAUGUUACACUAUU
Molecule: messenger RNA, 2247 nt
Organism: Sphaeramia orbicularis (orbiculate cardinalfish)
Lineage: Eukaryota; Metazoa; Chordata; Actinopteri; Kurtiformes; Apogonidae
Gene: nt5dc2
Product: 5'-nucleotidase domain containing 2
Exons: 14
Coding region: 81-1901 (606 amino acids)
Molecular function (GO): 5'-nucleotidase activity
Source: RefSeq, a predicted model, not a curated record